AUGUUUUCCACGCCGGUCUUGAGUCUCGUCGCUGGGCUGAGCCUAGUAUUCUCAGCCAAUGCCACGCAAUGUUCGGCGCGAGCUAGUGAGUUCGAUUUUAUUGUUGUCGGCGGCGGGACGGCUGGUAUCGCAUUAGCCACUCGACUCAGUGAAGGCCUUCCGGAACACUGCAUAUUAGUCAUUGAGGCCGGACCAGAUGGCCGUAAUGAAGAGAAAAUCUACAUUCCAGGGCUAAGAGGUUCUACCUUUGGCUCCGCAUAUGACUGGAGUCUUCCAACUGUACCUCAGACUGCAGCAAACAACCGGACCAUUGGACAUAACCGGGGAAAAGUUCUCGGUGGCACUUCUGCCCUCAAUCUUCUUGUUUGGAACCGCGCUAGCGUCAAAGAGUAUGAUGCUUGGGAAGAGCUGGGCAACCCAGGCUGGGGGUGGAGUAACAUGUAUCCUGCGAUGCUCAAGACGGAAAACUUCCAGCGUCAAAACGGCUCGCCACAAUAUGGCGAAGACGGCGUGGGCUACGGUGGCCCGAUCCAGGUCGCUUUGACUGAGGAUCCACCACCUCAUCUGCAGGCUUGUAUACCAACUUUGACCAAUCUUGGGGUGAAGGAGAACUUGAAAUCAUUGAAUGGGAACAACUUGGGUACUAUGUAUCAACCAGCAACAUAUCGUGUGUCUAACCAUACACGGUCUUACUCGAUAGACUAUCUCCCUGCAGCUGGAAAUAAUUUGGUGUUCCUGUUCAAUACUACUGUCCACAAAGUGCAGCUCGCGAAGGAUGGCUCUAAAGCAAUUGGUGUCAUCCUUUCAGACGGUAUCGUUGUCAAAGCCACCGAGGAAGUCAUUCUUUCAGCUGGUAGCCUGCUGUCCCCCAAAAUACUAGAACUUUCCGGUGUUGGCCAGAAAACCAUACUAGAAAAGGCCGGCAUCAAACAACUCGUCAACCUUCCUGGUGUAGGCGAGAAUCUUCAGGACCACCUCCGUAUCCAAACAACGUAUGAGUUGAAGCCCGAGGUUCCUGGCGUGGACAUUCUCAAAUACAACGCAACACGAGCAGCCAUAGAGUUGGAUCUAUGGAGGCAAAAUAAGACCUCUCUCUACCAAUACGCAGGCAGCUGCUACGGCUUUCUAAAAUGGAACGAAGCACUCGCCAGCGACAAAAACCUAUUCCAACUCGCCAAAUCAUCCGCCAACACAUCCAACCUCAUCGACCGAAAGAAACUCGCCCUCCUAACCGAUCCCGAUUCCGGAGCCCCAGAUCUCGAAGUCGUCUUCGGAGACGGCUACAUAGGAACAACCGGGUACCCGAAGAACGGAACAGCCGGCUACGGCAAGCAAUACGCUACACUCCUUGCAGGCGUCCAGCACCCGCUUGCUAGAGGAUCCGUACAUAUCAACGGCUCGGACCCUGCGAACAAGCCUCUUAUCGAUCCGAGGUAUUUGGGGACACAGUAUGAUAUUGAAGCCCUUGUAUCCGCAGCAAAGUACACGCGCAAAAUGGCGAAUACGGCACCGUUUAAAGACCUCUGGAUUUCUGAGUUUGAUCCUGGGUUGAGCACCCAGACGGAUGAGGAGUGGGAGAUGUAUAUUCGGAAUAACGUAUUUACCUUUUAUCACCCGCUUGGUACGUGUGCUAUGUUGCCGAAGAAGGAUGGCGGUGUGGUGGAUCCGCAGCUUAGAGUGUAUGGGGUCAGGAAUUUGAGAGUCGUAGAUGCGAGCGUCAUUCCGAUGAUUGUUUCGGCGCAUAUUCAGACUGCGGUUUAUGGGAUUGCGGAGAGGGCGGCUGAGAUUAUUAUUGGAGAGCACCGCUGA
This is a messenger RNA of Bipolaris oryzae ATCC 44560, 1809 nucleotides long. RefSeq names its product GMC oxidoreductase. Lineage: Eukaryota; Fungi; Ascomycota; Dothideomycetes; Pleosporales; Pleosporaceae. Gene Ontology annotation, molecular function: flavin adenine dinucleotide binding; oxidoreductase activity, acting on CH-OH group of donors. The coding region runs from base 1 to 1809 and encodes 602 amino acids. Gene Ontology annotation, biological process: secondary metabolite biosynthetic process. The transcript has 2 exons. The record is from RefSeq and is a predicted model, not a curated record.